This is a messenger RNA of Monopterus albus (swamp eel), 796 nucleotides long. Its product is annotated as serine/threonine-protein kinase PAK 2-like. The transcript has 7 exons. NCBI's taxonomy places the organism in Eukaryota, Metazoa, Chordata, Actinopteri, Synbranchiformes, Synbranchidae. The record is from RefSeq and is a predicted model, not a curated record. Gene Ontology annotation, molecular function: protein serine/threonine kinase activity. The annotation marks the transcript as partial.
AUUUGCAGCCGAGGGCAAUGGCGCACGGGUAACUGCAGCUGCCUUGUACGCGCCCUUUGAGUUUGGCCUUGUGAGCGCUACGGAAUCCGCGAGGUUCCGAUUCCUCUGUUUGUUUGUACGACGUUCCGCUUUCUCUUCUCCGGGGGUGAGCAAAGACCCAGGCUGAGAGUCGCCGGGGACAGAGACGGGAAUAAAGUGCUGUGUAUGUGUGUGUAGAUGUGUGACAGCGGAGUGUGUGAGGACAAGCCCCCUGCCCCCCCUGUCAGGAUGAGCAGUCAAGGAGGAGGAACCAAGGACCCCCAGUCAGCCAAUCACAGCUCUCGGCCGCUGCCGUCUGUACCGAAGGACAGAAAAACUGGAAACAAGAUCAUCUCCAUGUUUGCCUAUGAAAAAGGAGGCAAGAAGAAGGACCGGGAUAAGGACAGGCCUGAGAUAUCCUCCCCAUCCGACUUUGAACACACCAUUCAUGUGGGUUUUGAUGCUGUCACUGGAGAGUUCACUGGCAUGCCGGAGCAGUGGGCCCGUCUCCUUCAAACCUCCAACAUCAGUAAAUCUGAACAGAAACAGAAUCCUCAGGCCGUCCUUGACAUUCUCAAAUUCUAUGACUCCACCAGUGGAAAACAGAAAUACCUCAGUUUUUCUGCAUCAAAUAAGGACUCGCAAUCACCAGGCAAGCAGGGAUGCAGCGGUCAGGUGACUGUGACUCAGCCUCCAGUGGUGACAUCUAGUCCAGGAUCCACUGUCACUCUGACCUGUAAAAUCGACCAAGCUGUCGCAACCUGUAGUGGUGCGCAGU